AUUACCGGUCGGCUGGGUCACGGCGGCCGGCAUCCUUUCCUCUUCCGCAGCGAAGAGGGUGUGGCAUGUUACAUUAUUGUUUACCUAGGUAGGCUCACAGUGUGCAAGCCACGUUGUCUGCGUGCCAGUUGAUCAGGGACGGCAAACAUGUGACAGCGUGCCGGCGGCUGCAGUGUCUCCUGUCGGUCGGUGUCUCUUGUUUUCGGUCGAAUUGACGUUGCAAGCUGAGGUUUGGGCCCUGGCUUCGACGCUUUGGGUAGCCCGAGACGGGGCCGAUUUCCCUAUCGACGAAUACCCUGGCUGUCUCGCAAGGCCGCGCUGGUUGGCCGUAGAAGCAGGUCCCUAAAGGGUCUUCCUGUUGGAUCCCGGUGAGUGUGUGGCAACAACGACAACUGUGAACGCAGUUUGACUGUUGGAGUUGUGAGGCAAACCAGGUAUGACUUCACUCUACAUUCUGGUUGCCUCGCCCAACAAGGCUGCCGGUGUUUUUGUCAGAUCUCAUAGACCAGGAGUGUCCGAGAUGGUCCGAAGAUCAACAGGAGUCGACCAUCGCUAGACGAUCUCAAUGAUGCAGGCAUGAUGAAAGCGGUGUAGAUCAGAUCACCCUCAGCAACCUCAGCUCUACAUGGCUACUCAUGGUGAGCCCCCCAAGGUCGACCUCCUCCUUCUGGAGAUCCUGCUGCUGCCUUCAGAGGCCGCAUGCAGUGUAGCGGUGUAUACAGUGGUACAUUAUACAUUACUGUGUAUUUCAUCUUUCUCGCAGCAGAGCAAUCCUGCCCAAUCUUGCCUUGAACGAUUGGGGCAUCAUGGGUAUCAGUGGUGUAGGCAUUUUGUCUCCCCAUCACCGGUCCAUCCUGUCUCAUUAACCUUACACUUUCAAUUCCUUCAUGAGUGGCCGACGCCCGACCGAGCUGACGACCGACAACCGCGUCUGUUUCACAUGCACACCGCAAGGGUUGUUGGAGACGUGUCUCAAGCACAGUAUAGUCGAGUGGAUCCUACUGAAGGCCACCUUUCCCACCAUCCUGCCACAGGGGAUGUCGACAAACUAUUACCUCCUACCGCCUACAACCACUACUGGCGGUAGCGCAGUGAAAUCAUGUGGUUGCCGCGUGCCACACUCGGAAGAACCAGAUUGUUGGGAAGACACGGCUUGAAGGAGGCGCCGUCGUCUAUCUUGCCCAGCACCAAGCGAGAAGCGAAGGCUUUAGGAGGCCCCCUGAACCAUCCAUUUGUUGUUAUUGAUUUGCAAUGUUUAGGUGCCGAUUUGAUCCAUUAUUUCUCUUGAAUGGAUCCCAACUACUAGUAUACUACGGCCGAGGCGUUCAUAACACUGCUAAUAAUUGUCAAUGGGGGUGGUUCCGGACCAUGCCACUGCCCACUACUACCACAGCCCACCGCACCGCAUCGGACAGGUUCUCCCUAAAAACACUCGUCUCCGUUUUUCUAUGGAGCCUGCGCGCAACCCUUACCACAAGUAUACCGAACUAUUUGCCUCCCAUUUUACAUUGUACAGUGUAUUAGGCAGGUGGUCUUGCGCCAAUUUUCUAGAGUUGUUCUAGAAAGAAGUCAGUGGCAGCACUGGGCACCGCCACGCAUGCCCACUUUCACUUUGUUUGUUUGUCGCUGCCAGUGGUGGUGGUGGUGGUGGUGGCGCGCGGCCUUCGGUCUUCCCGCUCAGCUUAGAGUCUCAGUCGAAUUUAUUCCGGGCCCCGCCACUCCGCCUGAAGGCUGUCGCCCGAACCCUUGUUUGACCUUGCCGGUGCUCCAUGUGGUGAGUAUGGGUGUGUAAUAAUAAAGCAGGCAAUAUCCCGCAUCCCGCAAACACCGAAGGCUCCCUGUGGCGAGUCCAUGCAGAGCAGGCUGUGGCCCGUUGUGGUCGCCUUGCCAACCGCCAAUUACGACGCUUACAAAAAUAAUCCUCGCGAAGUGGCUCAACAGAAGCAAGUGAUUAUUAUUGAGAAGCCAUGACUGGUUGGUGAUCGCUUUUGAAUCCCCUGGACUUUCAUUUUGGGCAGAGGCGACGUCGACUCGUCGGCAAUUGUGAAUAGUUUCGUUGGCAACAUCUGCAUUCGAUCAUACAAGGUAUAGUUACACAAUCUGCUCUUGAUGACUAUCUACUACGUUGGCAUAAUCUCUCAGCGAUCUUUCCAGUGUCCCGGUUCAGCAAAGAAGAAAUAUGAAAAAUCAUGGCACGAUCUUCCACCGGCCUUUGCAUAAUGUCCUGCUUCCGCAAAAAAAAAGGAAUGAAAACCAUAUGAUGGCUCCUCAAUCCAAAGAAUGGCUAAUUUGUCAUAUGUCCAUCUUGAAAACAUCCAUCAUUCUUUCCGUCUGCAAUCAUGUUCCAACAACACCCUGUUCUCACCGGCAACAUGAAUCUUAGGCCUGGAUGGACCCAUUCCCCUGUGUGGUUCCAGGACUGUGGUCACGGGACAGCACUGCAGACUUCGCAUCGGCCACAACGAUGUCCUGAUUUCCAUGCCAGGGGUUUGCCCUGCUCACUCUUUGGUGGCAACCAGGCGAUCAUUUUCCCCUUCGCCGUCAGCAUUCGGAGACAAGAUGGCCCGUUGUCCUGCUGCAUCUCUUUCUUGUUCAGGCGGCGAUGGCGGCAGAGAGAACAUGACAUCCUCUAAGCUACUGUGCAGCCCUCGGUGACAAUGAGGGCAGCGUGGGCCCAUAAUUUGCCGGUAUCGGCUGUAUUGACGAAAGUUUGUCAUGGCCAUACAACCAUGCAAGACACUUUUGAAAACAUGAGUUAUUAGCACACAGGAUGACUUGAUCGGCACGAGGGAGAAGCGAUAUCACGGACAUGGGCUGCCACAAAGUCAGAAUGAUGGACCGAGUCAUUACUCACCAUGCAACGAUCGAUCCAAUACAGGCGUAAUUCUUCAUUGUCAGCUCCUGGCCAUAGUAAUAGUAAUAGUCGUUGGUUGCAUCAACCGUGCCCAUGACGAAGAGAACCAAGAACGCGAUGACGCCCAAGACCUCGAUGGUCAGGACAAUCAGAGACGGGCAAUGGGGCUCGUCGGCCAAUCUCAACCUGGAUCUGGAUCGUUUCUGCCAUAACCCGGCGACCGUGAGUAUUCCGUUGAAGAGAAGGGAGGUUGCAAGGAUUCCCCCGAGAACAAGGAAUAAGGUUCUCUCAGUUGCGAAACUGAGGCUCAUGGCGACAAUGUCGUUGACGACGAGACCCAGCCGGAUUGGGAGUGCCAAUUCUGACAUGUCGUAUUGCAGGCUGAACGAUUCCAUCUUGCUGUGAAGCGGUGCUACGACUGCCUAGAAACACGAUAUGAGAAGUCUCCUAAAUGGGUUCUCGAAUAUGGGAUAGAUACGAGAAAGUAGAAGAUUCAACCCCUGUGAGGCCAAUACCGAUAUAUACUUGGGGUGAAGGACCUUCGUCUAUCAGUUGGAAGGAUUCUGUGGUGGGACACUAACAGCAGAGCAACAGUUGGAAACGCUGCUGCCUGUCCUGUUGUCUCAUGAGCAUUGUAGGGCAAUGCUGUGCAAUAAUGAUGGGAUUAAUUGCUGUCUGGCCCAGAUAUCCAACCCCUUACAACUAUUUCCGGAAUCCCAGAAGCUUCGAGGACGAAUCAAAGGAACAUCCUCAUGCCCUUUCCGGGACGAAGGAUCACGCUACUUGCUGUUAGCUAGCCCCUUUGGUCAUUCAGUUGUUGGCCCGCCCCUGCUGGGAAGCGGCGGGUUAUAUGGACGCGAGGAUACGUGAACUUGGAUGGCACAGCCCUCGAGAAUCAAUGUGAGGUACGAGAUGGCGAUCCAAUACUGUCUUAUCACUAUGUCCGGAUCAGUAAUCACCAUGGAAGGACCCAAGGAUUCGGGGCUUUCAUUCACAUCCCCAGCUCCGUACCUGCCCCGGAGCGGUCUUUGUCUGAAAGUGUUGCCUGGGAGUAUAGACGUGCAGGUUAAUGGCAGACCAACGUCGGUGUCUCUCGUAGCACCGAGUGACGACGCGUGCGCCCUGACACACUACUACACUAGUCUGUCUCAGAUGAUGUGAGAGCCACCUCCUGUGGCAUAUAUACCUAGAUGGAUACGGGAUCACCUUUUGGUACAGUACAUCGUACAUCUAGGUACAUACCUAGGUAUACCUGUCGAGGUAGUCGUAGUGGGAGGUGGCAGUGUACGGAUCCUUUCAAGUUGGCAUCCACGGGGAUCGUUAAUAAUGCCAAUAGAGGAGUAAACAUAAUACCGGUUAUGUACUAGCCGUGUGCUUUGUGUGCUUGAACUUGGGCUACUAAUCUGAUUGAUACUAGCCUGAUACUUUAGCAGGUCUAAAUUUGGUGCAGCAGGAUUCCCGAAUAUAACGCUUGGCAAACGAUCCAUUCCCACACCGGCAACUGUGAAGAGGCCAUAGACCACGGGCCCGUGACAGCGAAUCGACGAUACCUUAGUUUCAAGUUUGUCGCUAACAAAGUGCAAAGACCGGAACACGGCAUUAGAGACUGACACACGAAGUAGAGCCCUGGUUCCCCGUUCAGGCUGCUUUAAUACCAUCCCGGACUUGUCUCGCCGCCACCAAUGGCCGAAAACUCUGCCGAGCAGGCUCAGGCUCAGGCUACACAACAUACGAAUGGAGUUGCAAAUGGAGUUGCAAAUGGAGUUGCAAAUGGAGUUGAAAAUGGAGUUGCGACCCCGUCGACAGACGGUACAGCGACAAAACGCAAAGCGCAUGAAUUGAGCGGGCCCGAGACUGCAGUGGAUGGUAGAGACGACAAGCGACGCAAAGGGACGGCACCAAUCAAGGCCGAGUUUUUGGUGGUGGACACCUCAGACAACAAUGGGAGCAACCUCGUCGAACCCCGAGCAGCGCGGGACGAGGCUGACGACGAUGCAGCGGAAGCGUUUCACCACAACAACCGACAACCAACCAGCAACAACUCGAAACGGAGUAAACGGCAGGAAAAGGGGCGAGGGCAGAACAAGGCUCGCGACUACGGCAGUUCUCGAGAUGAAGUCGGCUUGUGCUCGACUCGGGUGCAUGCACCUGAGUUCUCGCCAGAGCCUUGUCCCUACGGGGAUAACUGUCGCUUCGACCACGAUUUACGCACAUACCUGGCUCAACAUAAGCGGAGUGAUCUGACGACGUUCAACAAUGGGCUCUGUCCCGUCUGGGAAGUCAAAGGCCGGUGCUCUGCAGGGUGGAAAUGUCGAUUUGUGGGAUCUCAUUCCAAGGAAAUCGAGCAUGAAGAUGGGCGUCGUGAACUUGUUCUAGUGGAAGAUCCCGAGCGGAUUGCCAAGCAUAGCCAGACCUCUGGCGAAGGUGAAGAGGCGGGCGUCGCCAAUGUCCUCACGGCCCAGCAACGGACCGACUUGAUGAAGCGGAAGAUGCCAACACCUAAAUCGGACGUCGUGCUUCCCUGGAUAGACAAACAGACCAAAAAGCCGUCUGAACAAGGCGGACGUCGGCGGCAGAACGGCGACAACAAUCAGAGCGGGAGCGGGACUGGGUUGCGCAAUUCAUCAUCACCAGAACCAGCAGGCGGGAGUACAGAGCAAGGAACAGAAACCAACCUCAGCGAUUCCCGCGCUGCUUUUCAGGAUCCUCCUCUGCGGCCGUCAGAAAAGCGGAGGCUGUACUUUGGACCUGAAACACCUAUUCUGGCACCCCUAACGACACAAGGCAACCUCCCAUUCCGUCGAUUGUGCACAUCUCUCGGGGCACAAUUUACCUAUUCCGAGAUGGCCAUGUCGCUGCCAUUAUUGCAAGGCCAUAAACCAGAGUGGGCGCUGAUGAAAGCGCAUGAGUCGGAAGUGCAGCCUCCCACUUUCAACAUGCGGAGUGCCGGGCAGAACAGCAGUAACAACAUCGUCUACGACUACGGGUACGAUCAAAGUCAAGACCUACGGUUCGGAGCGCAAAUCGCCGCCAACAAGCCCUGGGUGGCCAUCAAAGCCACCGAAGUGCUCACAACUUUGUUGCCAAAGGGAUUGAGAGUCGUCGAUCUGAACGUCGGAUGUCCCAUCGACCUCGUGUACCGCGAAGGCGCAGGCUCAGCCCUAAUGGACGCGCCGAGCAAAUUGGAAAAGAUGCUUCGAGGCAUGAACCUGGUAUCCGGCGAGACGCCCGUGACGGUCAAGAUCCGCAUGGGCACAAAGGACAAACAGCCGACAGCACACAAACUAGUCGAGAGACUCGUGCUAGGCAACCGUCGUGACGACAACAAUCAACCGAUCGAAAACAGCGACCCUUGUGGCGUGGCUGCAAUCACUCUGCACGGCCGCUCCCGACAACAGCGGUACACCCGCCGCGCCGACUGGGAAUAUAUUUCGCAGACAGCAGCGUUGAUCAAGAACUUACAACAGAAAGCAGACACAAUAACAGACACGAUUCACGAACCCGACGAGCGAGAUCUGCCCAAUGGUCACAAGGGCUCGAAAACAGGUAAAGUCUGGUUCGUCGGUAAUGGAGACGUCUACUCGCACGAACAUUAUUACGACCAUCUUGAACAUGCGGGAGUUGACGGUGUCAUGGCCGCUCGUGGUGCCCUCAUCAAACCCUGGCUGUUUGAGGAGAUCAAAGCCGGCCAGUACUUGGACAAAUCAUCGUCAGAGCGUCUGAGGCUCGUCGAGCAGUUCUGCAGGUAUGGUUUGGAGGCAUGGGGCAGUGAUGAAAUGGGUGUCGGCACUACCCGUCGGUUCUUGUUGGAAUGGCUCAGUUUCGCUUGUCGUUAUGUCCCUGUCGGCUUGUUGGAGUAUUUGCCUCCUAAUAUCCAGGACCGCCCGCCGCGGUACAAGGGACGAGAUGAGCUGGAAACGUUAAUGGCCAGUGACAAUUACAAGGAUUGGAUUAAGAUCAGUGAAAUGUUUCUGGGUCCCGCACAUCCGAAUUUCCGCUUCGAACCCAAGCACAAGUCGAACAGCUACGAUACCCAGGCCGAAGGGUAGUCGCUAACAGGGAGGAUGAGGAGAAUGAAAAUGGCCCACUUCAGUGAUGAUACACCAGAGUCCCAUUGGGGUUACACAUUCGAGCAACACCUGCACGUCGAAAAUGCAAAGAUAAGGAGUCUCCAUUGGGCUGGUAACCUCGAGCGACACAGCCAAGUGAUAAAACCCACUAGAAUCUCCCUGGACGCGAGAAUCAAAGCAAUAGCAAUACAUCGAAAUUGCAAAGAUGAGAAUCUAAGCAGCCAAGAGUAGCAGAGUCAAGGGUCAAAGAUUUGUAAGACAUGAAAUCAAUUCGAAGCGACUCCGUCCAAUUCAAGUCAUUAAAGUCAUCCAGUCCCCAAUCUCAACUCCAGAACCCUUGAAUGAAUCCCCAUAUACUAGUACCGUACCACACAAACACUUUAC
Messenger RNA from Exophiala dermatitidis NIH/UT8656, 7308 nucleotides. RefSeq names its product tRNA-dihydrouridine synthase 3. The record is from RefSeq and is a predicted model, not a curated record. The coding region runs from base 4537 to 6903 and encodes 788 amino acids. NCBI's taxonomy places the organism in Eukaryota, Fungi, Ascomycota, Eurotiomycetes, Chaetothyriales, Herpotrichiellaceae. Gene Ontology annotation, biological process: tRNA processing. The transcript has 3 exons. Gene Ontology annotation, molecular function: tRNA dihydrouridine synthase activity; metal ion binding; RNA binding.